Molecule: messenger RNA, 958 nt
Organism: Saccoglossus kowalevskii
Lineage: Eukaryota; Metazoa; Hemichordata; Enteropneusta; Harrimaniidae
Product: caspase-3-like
Biological process (GO): proteolysis
Molecular function (GO): protein binding; cysteine-type endopeptidase activity
Source: RefSeq, a predicted model, not a curated record
GUUUACUGAUUUUUGUUUUGUCCAGGUUGUUGCCGUGGUGGUAUAACAAGUCAUUGGUCAUGUGAUCGAAAUUACCCAUAUGACAUCAUUCACGUCUCACUUCGACGCUGUAUAACACACACAUACGGUGUAUAGCGUUUUCGUGCUUUUAUGCUACCAUACACAGACCGUAUCGCGAUUACGGUGCUGACAAAAAUAAGAUCGUCGCGGGCGUUUGGUGACCAUGGAAACGGCCACAGAUGCAGUUCCAUUAAGUUGUGUCUCUAAAAAGCGCAACAAUGUGGUCGACAGUCAACGACGUAAACCAGACAAGACUGAGAAUCAAAAUUGUGCUUGUAGCGAUGAAGUAGAUACCAUAUGUAAUUACAACAUGGAACACCCACGGAGGGGAUGCGCAAUAAUCAUCAAUAACAAAAAUUUCGAAAAUAUGGAACAGCGUAACGGAACGGAAGUGGAUGCACACAGUCUGAAAACAACAUUAGACAAGCUGGCAUUUGACGUGGUUGAACACACCGACUUGAGUAAAGAUGACAUGGUGGCAACUAUAAAGCAAAUAUCACAGUCUGAUCACAGUGAUUGUGAUUGUUUAGUGGUCGCCAUUUUAAGCCACGGUAGUGACGCAGAAGUAUGUGGUACAGAUGGAAAGAGUGUGGAUGUUGAUAGCUUAACAGAAUAUUUCCAUGGCGACAAAUGUCCAAGUCUUGUGGGGAAGCCCAAACUGUUCUUUAUCCAGUCAUGUCGAGGUCAAAAGCGUGAUGAUGGCGUGCCUCUCGAGUCAGACGGAUCAGAGGAACCGGACUCGUGUACUAAGCCCCAACAACGUACCCCAAGAGCAGCCGAUAUACUGGUAUUCCACAGUACUGUGCAAGGUAAAACAUUAAUGAAUGCUGGGAUAUCACCAAAGAUUACGUUAUUUCUAAAAUUUAAAGCAUUUGGGCUUACAGCCAACUUCAUAUAG